UUGAUCGACGAAGAAGAAGAAAAAGAAGAAACCGAGAGAUGGCGAGCGAGCUUAUCAACCGUCGACACGAGGCAGACCAACCAGACGCCGACGCGUACUACCCAAGACCCACCAAACCAUGGUCCUCCUCCGUAACCCGCCCCAUGCGUUACAUCCUCCGCGAACAAAGACUCCUCUUCGUCCUCGUCGGCAUUGCAAUCGCAACACUCGUUUUCACAAUCUUCCCUCGCUCCACCACCCCUUACUCGGAUCCCUUCUCCGGCUACGAGUCCUCCUACGUUCCGACACAGAGGAAGCCUAGCCUCGAGUACCUGAACAGGAUGGGAGCAACGGGCGGGAAAAUCCCGCUCGGUUUGAAACGCAAAGGGGUGAGAGUUGUGGUGACAGGUGGCGCGGGGUUCGUUGGAUCGCAUCUGGUGGAUCGGUUGAUGGCGAGAGGUGACAAUGUGAUCGUUGUUGAUAAUUUUUUCACGGGACGUAAGGAGAAUGUGAUGCAUCAUUUCGGUAACCCUAAUUUUGAGAUGAUACGUCACGAUGUGGUCGAGCCGAUAUUACUUGAGGUUGAUCAGAUCUAUCAUUUGGCUUGUCCUGCUUCUCCUGUUCAUUAUAAAUUCAACCCUGUCAAGACUAUCAAGACGAAUGUGGUCGGAACGUUAAACAUGCUUGGUUUGGCGAAGAGAGUGGGUGCUAGGUUUCUCCUGACGAGCACUAGUGAGGUUUACGGUGAUCCUCUUCAGCAUCCUCAGGUUGAGACUUACUGGGGCAACGUUAAUCCCAUCGGUGUUCGUAGUUGCUACGACGAAGGGAAGCGUACCGCUGAGACGCUAACCAUGGACUAUCACCGUGGAGCCAAUGUUGAGGUCAGGAUUGCUAGGAUCUUCAACACAUAUGGUCCAAGAAUGUGUAUUGAUGAUGGGCGUGUUGUCAGCAACUUUGUUGCGCAGGCACUAAGGAAGGAACCAUUGACUGUUUAUGGUGAUGGGAAGCAGACAAGAAGUUUCCAGUUUGUUUCUGAUCUGGUCGAAGGUUUGAUGAGAUUGAUGGAAGGAGAACAUGUAGGGCCAUUUAACCUCGGUAACCCUGGUGAAUUCACCAUGCUUGAGCUCGCUAAGGUGGUUCAAGAGACGAUUGAUCCAAACGCAAACAUAGCGUUCAGACCAAACACGGAGGAUGAUCCUCACAAGAGAAAGCCUGAUAUCACAAAGGCCAAGGAGCUUCUUGGUUGGGAACCAAAGGUCUCUCUUCGUCAGGGACUCCCUCUCAUGGUCAAAGACUUCCGUCAGCGUGUCUUCGGUGACCAGAAGGAAGGCUCCUCCGUGACCACCACAACAACCUCAGCUUGAGCAAAAGCAAUUGCAUGCAGCGGCGAUUGCGUUUGGUGAAUGGUUAUAACCAAAAACAUCAACGCAUUGCUUGCAGCAAGCUACAUUGUGGAGAGAAGAGAGCUUAAUUUAUUUUUGUUUUAUUUCUAUUUUGAUACUAUAUUCGUGUAACGUAGAGUAAGAGUUUUGGUGUACUUACUACUUAUUCAUGGACCUCACUACAGUUUAAGAAA
Messenger RNA from Eruca vesicaria subsp. sativa (arugula), 1555 nucleotides. The record is from the annotation of a GenBank genome assembly. Lineage: Eukaryota; Viridiplantae; Streptophyta; Magnoliopsida; Brassicales; Brassicaceae.